Molecule: messenger RNA, 2247 nt
Organism: Cladophialophora carrionii CBS 160.54
Lineage: Eukaryota; Fungi; Ascomycota; Eurotiomycetes; Chaetothyriales; Herpotrichiellaceae
Exons: 1
Coding region: 1-2247 (748 amino acids)
Biological process (GO): TORC1 signaling; negative regulation of TORC1 signaling; positive regulation of autophagy
Cellular component (GO): GATOR1 complex
Source: RefSeq, a predicted model, not a curated record
AUGUCGACAGCAACAACGUCUCCAAACCCAUCCUUGCUUGCCAUCCUUCUCGUGGUCCAGGUCCGAACCGGCUCAGGUGCCGAGAUCGUCUUUCACUACCCUCCAGACCCUUUAUCGACCGAACGACCGUCUUACAAUACAGAUUCCACGGACGAGGAUGAAGAAGACACCUCCAGCAGUGAGUCGGAGGAGUCGUCGUCUGAAGAUGAAUUCGAUCUCUUCGCCAGCCGGCUAAGGAAUGGACGAAGUGCCCCACAAGACCCGGACGGUCAGUCACCAACCUCAGACGAUGAAGAAAGUAACUAUCUGUCCAAGAGGGGGACACAAGACAACGGUCAAUGGAAACCGUCGUGGGAGCCACUGCUGGGUCUGGGAGGUGACGGUCUAGUGAGCUUGUUGGCGCCUGGGCGCGUGUGGCAUAAACGCAAAUUCGAGCUCGAAAUCAACGACCUGACCUUCCUGGGCAGGCCAGUCUAUGCGCGUGAAGACGGCUUCUGGCGGAAACAGAAAAGAAGGAGGGUCCCAAAGGCUGGAGAUGAGGGCAUUACAUCCGACUCCACCCUCAGUGAAAGUGGCCAUGACGAUGGAGAGGAAGUCGAACCAGGCUCGUCAACCGACAAUACGGCCAAUAAACAGGGUCGCAAGACGAAGGAGACUCCGAAAAGCCAGUUGACCAUGUUCCACGUCGUGUUCGUCAUGGACCCGUCACCGCUAGAGCACACUGCCCGGGUCAAGGAGAUGUAUGACCAUGUCGUCAAGAAGUUGUCCAAAGUGCUCAAGUGGGCGCAGGCCCAUCACGACUACGUGUGGCAGCAGUCUGAACUCUUGCAAUCCAUCAGGUCGACGCAUUUCCAGCAACAGUCGUCGUCCAAGGCUUUGUACACCGAGAUGAAGCAGCGGUCUUCCCUGGCUUCGGCCAUUACCAAAGUGUUUGAUAAUAUCUCCGAGUCGAAGAUAGCUGCAAUCACACUCACUCCCAAUCUGUCUGUCUCACUCCAGAUCCCUCCUAUUACCUCGAGCUCGUACCUGCCUUCGCUGUCGGAGCCUCCAUUACAGCCGGGUCUCUGGCUCACCACUGCCACCGAUCCGACUUCCACGUCCGAGCUCGAUGCGUCUGCUCUGUCAGGUCCACUGCAGCUAUCCAAGAAUUUCACUCUGCUCCUCAAGUCGAACCCACAGAAGAUCCUGAAGGACAUUCAAACCUCCGGAGGCUCGUUGGCCAUGCCGCUGGCAAAUUUCAUCGCCCACCUGAAGCCCACCAAGUCCUUCUACAAGAUAUCCGUGGCCUCGCAGAUAGCCCUGGGAGACAUCCAGCACCUGGCUCGGCACCUCGUCUACUGGCGGAGGGCGAUAGCGAUCCCGCCCCUCCAUCAGCGCGACACGUACAUUGUGUCUCCCAACGCCAACAUGGGCAAGCUCGUGUCAGCGUGCAAGACAUACGAAGCGACGUUCCCCAUGAUGCCGUCGCUACCGAAAAUGCUGAGCGCCUUGAGCGGCACGCCCGCCGCCUACGGCACCCUGAUACCCAGCAGGGACCACAAGGAGGAGUACUAUCGAGUCCUGGCGUGGCUGAUGCGCGACGGCUGGGUGACCCAGCUCCGCACGUACGCCUUUGUCCGCGUGGGCCCGGAGGUCAAGAAAGCGGUGCGGGAGCGAGACCGCGAAGAAGCCCGCGCAGGCGCGAAAACCCCGGUCGAGAGAGAAGCAAGCGACAUGGCGAGGAGCUUCGGCAGCGGCGGCGGCACCCCUGCAACACCGGCAACGGGGACACUCUCUUCCUUCAGGCAGCGGCCUAGCAUGCUGAACCGCCCGUCCAGCGACGGCCGCCAAUCCAUCUCCACGGACGGCACGAGCAUGCGCACCCCGGCCCAGCAGUUCAAGCAUAACCCAAAAGCCGCCAGCCUGGUGGUGUCUCCGCAGCGUGCUUCGCCCGAGGAGUCGCGCUGGCUCGACUACAUCGCGUCCACGAUGGGGUCAUCGAGAACUUCAUCGCCGCCGGACCUGGCUAGCUCUCCUGGCGCGUCUAACCCGUCGGACAUCGAGGCCGCCGAGAUCCAGCGCUACUGGCCGAUCUUUGUCAAGUACUUCACCGGCUCCGAGGCUCUGGAGAGGAUUCCCGUGCGGGAAGGUCUGAAGAGGAAACUCGUCUGGGACACCCUCGUGAAGAUGGGGCUCGAUCUCGACGGGCCCGUCGAGGACGAUAAGCCGGAUUCCAAGAGAGUGUUGGUCACUAUUCGGCAUUGGUAG